Cheilinus undulatus (humphead wrasse) is the source of this 1695-nucleotide messenger RNA. Its product is annotated as ectonucleotide pyrophosphatase/phosphodiesterase family member 3-like. The transcript has 12 exons. NCBI's taxonomy places the organism in Eukaryota, Metazoa, Chordata, Actinopteri, Labriformes, Labridae. The coding region runs from base 51 to 1400 and encodes 449 amino acids. Gene Ontology annotation, molecular function: metal ion binding; nucleic acid binding; nucleoside triphosphate diphosphatase activity. The record is from RefSeq and is a predicted model, not a curated record. Gene Ontology annotation, biological process: nucleoside triphosphate catabolic process.
CUCCUGUUUUCUCUCCUUUCGUAGUGGACUCUGCUGGGCUGGUUGCAAACAUGACGUGUAAGAAGUCAGACCAAAAGAUCAAACCGUACCUGAAGGCAGACCUCCCAAAGCGGCUCCACUUCGCUAACAGCCGUCGCAUUGAAGACGUCAACGUCCUGGUCGAACCAAAGUGGCUGUUUGAGCGGUAUCCGGGAUCGCUGACGUUCUGCUCUGGUGGCGCCCACGGCUACGACAACGACGCAGAGAGCAUGCACGCCAUGUUCGUCAGUUAUGGACCAAAGUUUCCCUCCAAAACAGAAAUUGAACCGUUUUCCAACAUCGAGCUCUACAACCUGAUGUGCGACCUGCUGCAGAUCCUCCCCACUGAAAACAACGGCACCCACGGCAGCAUGAACCACAUCCUGAGAGAGCCCGUCUUCACACCGGUGCACCCAGAGGAGCAGACCGCACCAUGGAAGUGUCCGCUGACGAGCCUCGAGCCUGAAAAUGAUCUCGGCUGCUCCUGUCCUGCCCUGACUGGAAAUGAGAUCAACGGCCGUCUGAAUCUGACAGCAGAGGAAGUGUUGGUUGCGGAGCAGACGCACACGCCGUUCGGUCGUCCACGGUUGCUGCAGCGUGAGCAGAGUUACUGCGUCCUCCACCAUGAAGGAUUUAUCAGCGCCUACAGCCACAAAACGCUCAUGCCUCUGUGGAGCUCCUUCACCGUUGACGACCCGAAAAACCUGGACCCGUUGCCGCUGGCGCCGUCAGACUGUUUACGGGCUGAUGUCAGGAUCGCAGCAUCUCAGAGCCCGAGCUGUCACCAGUACAACACGGCGGGAAACGUUUCCCACGCCUUCCUGUACCCUCCCAAUCUGAACGCCACAGCAGACCAGCAGUUUGACGCUCUGCUGAUGAGUAACGUGGUGCCCAUGUACCCCGAGUUUAAGAAGAUCUGGGACUACUUCCACAACACUCUGUUAAAGAAGUACGCCUCUUUGUACAACGGCAUUAACGUGGUGACCGGCCCCGUCUUUGACUACAACUAUGACGGACAGUUCGACUCGCCGGAGCAGAUCCAGCAUUUUGUGUCUGGCACCAGCAUCCCCAUCCCAACACAUUACUUUGUGGUGUUGACAAGCUGCAGAAAUGCGACCGUGCCCGUGUCUGCCUGCGAGAGCGAGCUACAGACAGUGUCCUUUAUGCUACCUCACAGACCGGAAAACUCUGAGAGCUGCCAGAGCACGGAGGCUGCCUCUCUCUGGGUCGAAGAUCUCAUGUGGUUCCAUCAGUCGCGAGUCAGAGACGUGGAGUGGAUCACAGGAUUGGACUUUUACCAGGACUUCUCUCGACCAAUCCCAGAGCUGCUGAGGGUGAAGACCCGCCCUACAGCCGCCAUUCAAAGGAAACAGGAUCACUAGAUUAUGACAUAUUAAGGGAGGCUUCUUUAAUUCUAUGAUCACUGGACUCCAGGUAGCAGCCAUCCAACAGAUUUUAUUUAUUCUAUGUCUGAUUUAGACUCUUGAUUUUAUUUUUCUACCACAUCAUGUAAUGUUUUUAUUGCCAUGAUGGUUUCUGAUCAGUCUUUAUGUCUGUAAUCUGUAUUUAAGAUCGUUAUUUCCCCAGAUGAACUGUUCUCAGAUCUUUCAUGCUACAACAUUUGACUACACUUAUCUGUGAAAUUGCACUUUUAUGAAUAAAUAUUGGAUAUACUUA